This is a messenger RNA of Ailuropoda melanoleuca (giant panda), 2860 nucleotides long. It is a transcript of the gene DMRTC2, whose product is annotated as DMRT like family C2. Gene Ontology annotation, biological process: regulation of DNA-templated transcription. Gene Ontology annotation, molecular function: sequence-specific DNA binding. The coding region runs from base 1094 to 2212 and encodes 372 amino acids. Lineage: Eukaryota; Metazoa; Chordata; Mammalia; Carnivora; Ursidae. Gene Ontology annotation, cellular component: nucleus. The transcript has 9 exons. The record is from RefSeq and is a predicted model, not a curated record.
GGGCUAAGACCCGCAGAAAAGGUGGGACACAGGACUGGGGAAUGAAGGCUGACAAAAGAUCACACAAAGGGAUUGGGCCAAUCAGAAAAGAUGGCACAGACCAGCCUGGAAUGCAAAACGACAGGAUCCAAAAGUCUGAGCACAAAUGGAGACACACACAGAAAAGAGUGGAAUAAGAUCCUCCGGGGAAAAGGACCAAGAGGUGGUCAGAGGAGAAACCAUGGAGAGGAGGAGGAGCAAACUGAUGGACUGCAGCCUUGCAGGGAGUCGGAGGACCAGCAGCGAGAGCACAAUAGGAGAGGCAGAAAAAUGAGGCCUGGGGCACAAAGACGUGGCUCUCAGGGGGAAAAGAAGACGGGCUGGAGGCACAGAGAAAAGGGGACAACAGGAAAGGGUGGGAGGGAAACCGUGAGACACACGGAGAAGGCAGGUGAGGAUGACAGAGUGGAGCCCGGAUGAAACUGAUGAAUUGAGGUGAAAUCGGGGAGGCACACGCAUGCAGACAGACUCGGGAAAGGGCCGAAGUGACAGAAAUACUACCGCAGAGAAUCGGAAAGAAAGGGAAGAAAGGGAAGGACAGGGCCGGGCUAUUCGGAAAUUAGGAACGUAGAAGAAGGGGGUACGAAAAUCAGCAGGAUGGACAGGCGGACAGAAACUCCCAAGAGAAUGGGAAAACCGAAGUAAGGAAAAUCAGCACCUAAACGGACGGGAAGAGAGACACGGAAAGGGGCGCAACCUGAGGAGGUGUGAUAAGGGAAGGAAACGGGGAAAAAACACAGGAGGAGAAACGCACGCAUAAAAGGAGAAGGGUAGAUCCGGAGUUGGGGCACAGGGAGAGAAGUGAGAGAAACACGAGCGUCCAGGCAGCGAAGAAGAACCGCCCAAGCGAAGUCGAAGCCAGAACACAAGAGGCAAAACCGCGCGGUGCAGGCUAGAGGGCGAGACUGCGCAUGCGCGCACAGUUCCGGGUCAAUGCCUGGGGGUCGGGCCUGGCAGCCGUUUGUGGGGGCAGGGCCAGUCUCAUCCUGGGAGCAGUACUCGAUGCCCCAUUGGCCACCUCUCCCAAAAGGGGAACAACAAUCUGGAAAGAUCCAUGGAAGCCAACGAAGUGCCCACUGUCCACCACUGUGCCUCCGACUCUGCCACAGGGGAUGAGACCAGAGCCCCCCCAGGCACGGAGCUUAUCCCCAGGAGAGCUGUCAGUCGCUCUCCAACCUGUGCCCGCUGCCGAAACCAUGGCGUCACUGCGCACCUCAAGGGCCACAAGCGCCUGUGCCUCUUUCAGGCUUGCGAGUGUCACAAAUGUGUCCUCAUCUUGGAGCGCCGGAGGGUCAUGGCUGCCCAGGUGGCCUUGCGUAGGCAACAGGAGGCACAGCUAAAGAGGCAUCUGGCUCAGGGACUGAUGAGGAGAGGGGCAGCUCCUCCCAAAGCUCCUAGCCAUGUCAAGAAGGGAGCCACUCGACCAGGGGUCCCCCCUGGAAAGGAGAACAUAGCACCCCAGCCUCAGACACCCCAUGGGGCAGUCCCAUUGGCACUGACACCCCCUGGAAAGGAUAACUCCCGUGGGCCUCUGCUGCUCAGCCGUCCCCCAGAAGCCUUGCCUUUGUCCUGGACUCCGGGGCCUCCAGGCCCUUGGGCUCCUGGACACUGGCUGCCUCCAGGCCUUUCCAUGCCACCUCCAGUGGUAUGCCGCUUGCUAUGCCAAGAACCUACUGUCCCUCUGCAUCCCUUUCCUGGCUUUGACCCUGGCACUUCCCUCCAGAUGCCCACUCAUGGGCCCCUCCCAACCUGCCCAGGAUCGCGCCCGAUACUGACGGCUCCUCUUUCUGGAGAAUCCCAAGGGCCCUCUGCCCUGCCCCGCACAUGCUCGACUCUGAUACUCCAGCCCUGUGGCACCCCAGACCCUCUUCUGCUGCAGCCAGAGGCCCCCGGAGGUUCUCCCCUGGCCUGGACCUCUGCCCCCUCAGAGCGGCAGCUGCAGCGGGAGGCAGCUGAGGCUCUUGUGGGUCUGAAAGAUUCCUCCCAGCCUCCCCGCCUGACCUCUUCUGUUCCCCCCAACCCUGCCUGGAUCUCCCUCCUCCACCCCUGUGGCCCACCAGCUCCUGCUGGAGGAAGAGGAUUCCAGCCUGUUGGCCCCUCUCUCCGACCCAGCCCAGCCCCCUCUGUGGCUCUGCAUAUUGGGCAUCUGGGCUCUAUCUCCCUCCUAAGCUAGAAGCCCAGAGAUGGAGGCUUUGCUGGGGCAAGAGGCAACAGCCUGUGGGCACUGUAUAUUUGGUAUUUUAUUUCUGGAUUUAUGCAUGGAAUUUAAUGUAGUACAAGCUUCCGGCUUUUCUUUCUUUCUUUUUUUUUUUUUUUAAGCUUUCAGGUGUUUCAUUAGCUUUUGGUUCCUUGUGUAGUGUGGGCAUUUCCUUGACUGAAAGUGGUAUUCUCCUACUCACUUGUGUCCUGGGACGUUUUUAAAAUCCCCAACAAAGUGAGAGUUGUGCAGUUUAAGCUAACCAGUAUCUAAAUAGGUUUUUGCAUGAGUUCACGUUCCAGAAUACUUAUUUGACAUGUGAUUCUAUACAUACCUACGCACUCAUGUCUGUCUCCAUGCAUGCAAAAACAGGAGAGUAUUUUCAUUUUGUGUCUACCUUUGGGUGAGUAACUGAGAAAUAAACCUUUGUUGUUUUAAGCCACUGAGAUUUGGGGAUUGUUGCCACAGCCUAACCUAGUCUAUCCUGACACAAAGGACUUGUUCAUGGGAUGCCUGGGUGGCUCAGCUGGUUAAGAGUCUGCCUUCAGCUCAGGUCAUGAUCCCAGGGCCCUGGGAUUGAGUCCUGCAUUGGGCUCCUUGCUCAGUGGAGAGCCUGCUUCUCCC